AUGUCGUCGUGUUUUGGAUUAAUCGUUUUGGGGCUGCUUUCCCUGGCGGCCUUGAACAGUGGCGCCUCCAUUAGCACCCACAUUGUGGGCGGCAUCGAGACGGAUAUUGUGAACUAUCCGUAUCAGGUGUCGGUGCGUCUGGAAACGUACAUGCUGCUGCACAUUUGCGGUGGCAGCAUCUAUGCACCACGUGUGGUAUUGACCGCUGCCCAUUGCAUUAAGGGACGCUUCGCCUCGUACAUACGUAUUGUGGCCGGACAGAAUUCCAUAGCCGAUCUGGAUGAGCAGGGCGUGAAGGUCAGCAAGCUGAUUUAUCACAGUGGCUACAACAAGAAGACCCAUGUGAAUGAUGUGGGCAUGAUUAUAACCACUGAACCAUUGGCUUACUCCAGUCUAGUGCAGCCGAUUGCUUUGGCUGUUGACUCGCCUGCGCCGGGCACUCAUGCCAUUGUCAGCGGCUGGGGCAAGCGCACCGAGGAGGAUGAAGCACUGCCAGCCAUGUUGCGUGCGGUUGAAGUGGAAAUUAUGGACACCAACACCUGUGGCGCCCAGUAUCUGACCAAGGAUUACACUAUCACCGAUGAAAUGUUGUGCGCUGGCGUUGAGGAGGGCGGCAAAGAUGCCUGUCAGGGUGAUUCCGGUGGUCCAUUGACUGUGGAUGGCAUUUUAGUGGGCAUUGUCUCCUGGGGCGUGGGCUGCGCUCGGGAAGGCUUUCCUGGCGUGUAUACAAGUGUCAGGCACCACACCUCUUGGAUUGAAGAACAGUCUGCCCCCUAUCUAUAAAGAUUCAGGCGUUAUGUCGUGUAUGCAAGCUAAAAAAUGAACAAAAUAAGCGAACAAAUUAAUUUAACACUUAUAAAUAAAUUUAUACCAAAUAUACAAAUAAAUUGAGCAUUACAAAAGUA
Molecule: messenger RNA, 905 nt
Organism: Drosophila montana
Lineage: Eukaryota; Metazoa; Arthropoda; Insecta; Diptera; Drosophilidae
Product: trypsin alpha-3
Exons: 1
Coding region: 1-783 (260 amino acids)
Biological process (GO): proteolysis
Molecular function (GO): serine-type endopeptidase activity
Source: RefSeq, a predicted model, not a curated record